Molecule: messenger RNA, 5431 nt
Organism: Orbicella faveolata
Lineage: Eukaryota; Metazoa; Cnidaria; Anthozoa; Scleractinia; Merulinidae
Product: lysine-specific demethylase 4C-like
Biological process (GO): regulation of gene expression; chromatin remodeling
Cellular component (GO): nucleus; chromatin
Molecular function (GO): histone H3K9 demethylase activity; histone H3K36 demethylase activity
Source: RefSeq, a predicted model, not a curated record
GUUUAUUAUCCUUCAAAUGUUUUUCACAAUACGCACAGUUUUGAAAAUCAGGGAAUAUCACUCACAUAUUCCCCAGUAUUAGUUGGCGAAUAUUUAGUCAUGUGAUGUGUUUAGGCCGAUCAUGCGCAAGCGAAAAUAUUUGAUGGAUUAUGAGUGAUAAUACUGUAAACAGUAAACAGGCUAACCAGAGCGCUAUUCAGGCCAACUGGAGAGCUAUUCAGAUGACCAGAGUGAUAUUCGGGCUAACCAGAGUGCUAUUCAUGCAGACCAGAGUGCUAUUUAGGCUAACCAGGUUCCUACUCAGCCUAACCUAUAAAAAAGGUUUUGACUGCUGGUCAACUAGUCUAUAAAAAAACCUUGACCGGCUGCCAAUCAUUUAGACAUUUCGUAAAGAAAUACUCUAAACAAUGGUUACAUUCAGUACUGACAGUAUAAGCAAUGAACACGCAUCUGAAAACAAUACUGACAAAUAUCAGAUUUAUCGACAGAUACCAGCUGCUCUCUUGUUAAAGUGGUUUCCAACAACAGAACUAUCUCUACUUGGACAGAUGCGGCCCUAUAUAACGACCUAACAACCGUGAAGCUAGAAAAUUAAUUAAGCAUAUGCUUUGCAUGUAGAUCUGGAGGGCUUUAGCACGAGUCAGACUACGCGAAGACUAACAAUUUUACAUCUCUGCUCGAGUGUUAGUGUACUUACAAAGGUUUUGUGCGCUAAAUAAACGAGUUUUAGUUCAAGCUCAUGUGCUGUAUCGGCGUCGAUCGAUGUUGAAAAUCAUAAAUUAGAUUAUACGCAACUAACCUAAGUUUGAAUGCCAAAAAUUUGGCAUAUCUGAUAAAAUUAACCUUACCCGUGGUCGCGAUGAGAGUUUGCUAUGCUAGCGGCCAUUUUUAACGCUGCUUUACAACCUUCAUUCCUCAAAGACAAUUGCCAAGUGGUGGGAGCGGAGUUCAAGGUAAAACAGUAACGAAACUAGCUCCGAUUUUUUCACACCUGCCGCAAAACUAGCAGAUUGUUUAUUGCUUUUUCCGGUCUUUCAUUGUCGUUCCCAGUAAUUCUCGAUGCUUCCACCCUGACCCUUCCCCAGUGGGGUUAAUAAUGCCAGGAGGCGUGGCCAGCUGUCAUGUCAGUCAUGUCACAACAGAGAGCCGCGAACAAAGAAACAACACUGAAAAAGUUUUUGUGGUCGAAAGGAAAAAAUCUUUGCGUUUCCUCACAGCCAAUACAUUGAAAUGCAGAACAGGAAACAUGUUUAUUUACGCUCUCGAACUUUGGCUGCACAGUGGAGCAUUCUGAGUUGAGAAAAACGAUCCGAUUCACCUGUGUGUAUUAUACACAGAACCAGAGGAAGGAAGAUGGCUUCGGCAGAGGGUAAUAAAAUCAUGGUGUUUCGUCCAACUUUAGCCGAAUUUUCAAACUUCCCUGCGUACAUUCGUAAGAUGGAAGAGAUGGGCGCUCAUCGAGCGGGUGUAGCUAAGGUCAUACCACCAAAGGAAUGGGUUCCUCGGAAAAAUUAUGAAGAUAUCGACAUCACAAUUCCUGCGCCAAUACUUCAAGUUGUUACGGGAACACAAGGGCUUUUCCAGUUGUUUAAUGUACAGAAGAAGGCAAUGUCUUUUAGUGAAUUCAAGAAGCUUGCCAACUGUGAAAGGCAUAAACCUCCUACAGGAGACCCAGAUGAAAUUGAGAGAAAGUACUGGAAAAAUGUAACAUUCAACAAUCCAGUCUAUGCAGCUGAUAUCCCAGGAACUGUUUACGACAAGGAUGUUAAUGAAUGGAACAUUGGAAGAUUAGGAACAAUUCUUGACUUGAUAGAGGAUAAGUAUGGAGUUCACAUUGAAGGAGUGAACACACCAUAUCUUUACUUUGGUAUGUGGAAAGCAACAUUUGCCUGGCACACAGAAGAUAUGGAUCUCUACAGUAUCAACUAUUUGCAUUUUGGAGCUCCCAAAACAUGGUACGCCAUUCCUCCUGAACAUGGUCAGCGUUUAGAAAGACUUGCUGCUGGAUUCUUUCCUGGAAGUUUCCAAAGCUGUUCUCAAUUUCUCAGACAUAAAAUGACGAUCAUCUCUCCUCAAGUGUUACGGAAAUUUUCAAUUCCUUAUGAUAAGAUCACACAAGAAGCUGGCGAAUUCAUGAUUACAUUUCCUUAUGGCUACCAUUGUGGUUUUAACAAUGGUUUCAACUGUGCUGAGUCAACAAAUUUUGCUUCUGAAAGGUGGAUUGAUUUUGGAAAGAGAGCGCAAGUGUGUAUGUGUAAGAAAGACACGGUCAAGAUCUGUAUGGAUGUCUUUGUAAAGACAUUUCAGCCUGACAAGUGGGAAGAGUAUCUUAAAUCCAAACACAAAGACAGCAGUGACACUGAAGAGGAGGAAAGUGACGACGAAGAAGGCAACGACAGCAAGAAAGGCGAAAAGGAUAAAACGAAUAGGAAACAGAAAACCAAGUUUGAAGGAAUAGAUAUUGAUGAUGAUAUUCCUCUUUCCAAAUGGAAGGAUGCAUUAGCAAGACUGACUCCUGCAAAGGAUGCUUGUCCAUCACAUGAAGAAACUACUACUACAAUGUACAUAGAUUCUAGAAAUUGUUUUUCACUGAAACUUUCGAUAACUUGGGUUUUGCAGAUCACACAAGAAGCUGGCGAAUUCAUGAUUACAUUUCCUUAUGGCUACCAUUGUGGUUUUAACAAUGGUUUCAACUGUGCUGAGUCAACAAAUUUUGCUUCUGAAAGGUGGAUUGAUUUUGGAAAGAGAGCGCAAGUGUGUAUGUGUAAGAAAGACACGGUCAAGAUCUGUAUGGAUGUCUUUGUAAAGACAUUUCAGCCUGACAAGUGGGAAGAGUAUCUUAAAUCCAAACACAAAGACAGCAGUGACACUGAAGAGGAGGAAAGUGACGACGAAGAAGGCAACGACAGCAAGAAAGGCGAAAAGGAUAAAACGAAUAGGAAACAGAAAACCAAGUUUGAAGGAAUAGAUAUUGAUGAUGAUAUUCCUCUUUCCAAAUGGAAGGAUGCAUUAGCAAGGAAGUCUUUACAGCCGCGGAAGCCAGCAGCUAAGCGCCAGCCAGUGGUCACAAAAUCCUUCACAGUUCCCAGCAGCGCAGGCAGACGGAAGAAAAUGGAAGAAACCAAAAAAGGAAAAGGUCGUAAACGUCUUGACGGCAAAAACAGAAGUACAUCAUAUAAAGUUCUCUCUAGUAUUCUUGACGGGCUGUGGCAACAUCAACUACCGAAUUUUGAAAUGGAGCAGGGUUUUAACAUUGUCUCCUCACAACUUGAGCCUCGUUGUUCAGUGUGUAGCUUCUUUUCUAAAUCAGAGGUGAGGAAACCCUGUUGUUAUGGAGUAAGCGAUGCCCCUAGUGAUGGUCACUGGAAAUGUCAAAGAUGUCUACAAGAAGAUCAAACGGCAAUCGAAAGUAGUUUUUGCUCUUUAUGUAGACUAGGUGGAGGAGCUUUGAAGAAGACGACAGAUAAUAGAUGGGCUCAUAUAGGUUGUGCUGUGGCUAUGCCUGAAGUUUUCUUUGUAAACGUAAAUCUUAGAGAAGGAAUUAACACAGAUCAAAUCACUUCAGCGAGAAGAAAGCUUAAGUGUUUUUACUGUCGAUCAACGGCCAGCGGAAAGGAUAAUGGCGCAUGCGUACAGUGUUGUGCGGGAAAGUGUGCAGUUUCCUUCCACGUGACAUGCUUAGUGUUGGCGGGGUUUGCACUGGAACCGAGUGAUUGGCCACAACCCACAGAAACCUACUGCGAAAGGCAUCAGAGGACAAGAUUUAAAGGAAAACAACGCGACUUCUCCGUCAUUCAUUCUGGUGAAUCUGUUGUAGCAAAACACAGGAAUGGAAGAUAUUACCACGGUGUGGUGCAGGACACCUCAACAGAGGAGUAUUACGUAGUAUCUUUCGAAGACGGCACCUAUUGUGAUAACUUGCCACCAACUGACAUUGUAAGCCACGACAGCACAAGAGAUGAUAUUCCUGCGGGAACGGCGGUGCGAGUCAAGUGGGGCGAGGACGAAGACAUAUUUCAAGCGAGAGUUACUGGACGAAGAAUAAGCGUCACAUAUCAGAUUGAGUUUGAGGACGAGUCAUGGCUGAGCGUACGUCGAGAGGACGUGUACAAAGCUAGUGAAGAACUACCGCUUAAAGUACAACAACGAUUGUCUUCAGCGACAGAGCAAGCGAACCUGUCUUACUGGGACGACAUUCCUGACCACAGUGCCAAGCGACCACGGAAACAAAACCCACGUUUCCUGUAGAGCGUGUUGUUUAAAUUAAUUUAAUUAAGACAUUAGAAUUUGGACUCUUUGGCAGACUCUUUGAUUCGUUAAGCAAAUUUUUGUGUCACGCAAUCUUUCCUGUGAAGAUUGCAUGACGACCAACGACAGUAAACAUCCACAACGUUACGAACACUAUUGAAGUUAUAUUUUGAUCCAUUUCUUUCGCCCAAAAGCAUGGCAUUACUUUCAAUGGGCAGGCCCAUUCACUAAUGUUUUAGAAAGUUAUUGGAAUUUUUUUUUUCAGAAAGAAAUAAAAAGAGAGCGAGUUCUUGAACCUGUUGUAGGUUGUUUCAGGCAGGCGGAGAGAGGUAAAAAAUAGGCUCAUUUGUUUUCGAGUGGACUUGAAAUUGUUUCUGUGUCCUUUGAUCCAACCACCGCUAACAGAAUAUUCACCAAAUAGAACUCGGAGCAUGUAGCUGGAGCUAAGCGCGGGAAUUAGCUUGCACCAAGCGCGGCAAAACGUACAACGGCUGCCAAGCGCGGGAAACCGUAACUGGCGCCAAGCGCGGCAAAACAGUUCUGGCACCAAGCAUGUCACUUCUUUUGAAGCUUAUUGGCUAAAAUAACGAAAUCUUCUCUCUGAUUGGUGAAAACAUGAAACAUCAUCACAUGAAAUUGAAAGAACGUUUCUUAGUGCACUUGAAAACCUUAAUAGUUACAAUGGAUUCGCUUUCUUUAGAUUUCUUUUAAAAUGUUGUUCAUUUGCAUCAAAUUAUCGUUUCAUUCUUUUUCUUCGUUUCUUUGUAAUUAUAGGAUAUAUCAUAGAAUCUUGUCCCAAUUAAUUAUUAGCGUUUUCAGCCCCAAAGCGAAAUAGUAUAUUUUGGAAGCAUUUUUUGCGCGGGUAUUCAAAUGGCUAUGAAACAGCAUUUAUUUAAUUAGUCAAUCUUGUAUAUAACAUAGUAAUACAAGACGUUAUUUCUUCAAAAAAGAUUUUCAUACGGUCAAUACUUUCAAUACAAGACGAAUAACACGUAUUCCACUCAAACGAAUGCAGUCGUUGAAACUCCAUCAAUCCAUAGUUUCAAAACUUGGAUCUUCACUAUCCAGAGCGCAAUCCGGUAUAAUGUUACCGAUUAGGGAAUCAAAACCUGGGGCCCGUUUCUCGAAGGUCCCGAAAAGUUUUUGCACCCGGAAAGCCGUGGCAAAAUCUCAAACCUUAUGA